Molecule: messenger RNA, 1224 nt
Organism: Betta splendens (Siamese fighting fish)
Lineage: Eukaryota; Metazoa; Chordata; Actinopteri; Anabantiformes; Osphronemidae
Product: signal-regulatory protein beta-2-like
Exons: 6
Coding region: 89-1201 (370 amino acids)
Biological process (GO): response to bacterium
Source: RefSeq, a predicted model, not a curated record
AAAUAGGUUGAAAUGCUUCACAUUGAUCAGGAUGAGAACAGCGUGACAGGAAAUGUAGUGUUAAACAGACUGUGAACGGACCAAUCAGAUGCGUUUGGCAGGUUCCUCCUGUAUUGUAGUCGCGCCACGUCGCCUCCUCUACUCAUUGAUGCACCAACAGCUCUCCCAACAACACACAGUCAGGAUGAUGGUGUUAUGGGUUGUUUUACUGGUUCUACAUCAAGGACAUGCACUGACUCCAGUCGUCUCUGUUCGUCCUGGUGAACCUGUAACUUUAUCAUGUUCUCUGACUAAAACUUUGAUGACCAACAGAGAAGUCCAGUGGUACAGAAACAAUGCUGGGGAGACUUUGAAAUUAAUAGUGAAGCUGCAGAAAUCCUCCAAACCUGAGUAUUCAGGAGAGAUUUCUGAAUCAAGACUAAUGAUAAACGAAGGUGAUGAUUUUAUCAACGUGACUAUUUUAAGGACAACUUUCCAAGAUGAGGGCAUGUAUCACUGUGAAGUGAGGACGUGGUUGGAAAAACCUGUAUGGACUGGAACAAAUGUGCUAGUAAAAGGACACAGUGAGAGGACGUCAGCGUUAUCUGUUGUUCAAACGUCGUCGGUCUCUGAUCCAGUCCGUCCAGACUCAGUGACUCUCCAGUGUUCAGUCCUUUCUGCCUCUGACAACAAGACGUGUCCAGGAGGUCCCAGUGUUUACUGGUUCAGAGCUGGAUCAGACCAGUCUCCUCCAGGAAUCAUUUCCACUGAUGGAAACAGUGAAUGUGAGCAGAGAUCUGACUCUGUGAAGAGCUGCGUUUAUCGCUUCUCUAAGACCAUCAGCUCCUCUGACGCUGGGACUUAUCGCUGUGCUGUGGCCACAUGUGGACAGAUUUUAUUUGGAGAAGGAACAAAAAUACAAAGCGGUAAAAAGGUCAACCACGAAUUCAUUUCUCUGGGGAUGUUAACAGUCUGUUUGGCCCUUUCUUUGACUGCAAAUAUUGUUUUCAUCUGUUACCGAAAAUCUAUGUGUCAACAGUUCAAAGGAAAUGAUACACAAGCAAGACAUGACAAUUCAAGUCACCUGCUGCGUGAUGGUGCUGAAGGAGAACAAGAUCUGAACUACGCUGCAUUACACAUCUCUGGAGGAAAAGCCACAAGGGGGAAAAAGAAGAAGGACCUGAAUACAGAAGAAAGUGUGUACACUCAGGUUAAAUGCUGAAUAAAAACUCUGCUUGAUAAUAA